AUGGGCGUUGCCGGCACCCGCGCCGACUCGCAGGCCUCGCAACCUCCACCAAUAUCCAAUGACAAUGCCGCUUCCGAAACGGUCAGUGUGCACGCCGGGGCGGGGUGUUUUACUCGCGUGCCGGAGUCAGACCCUUUAGUACCUGGAGGGAUGGGGGCAAGUUAUAGAACGCCGAGCCGGUCAUUUUAUCACCGCUCAUUCCACAAUGCUUCCGAUCCGGCGCACUACUCCUCUCAUGGCCUUCGUGAACAGUCUGCGGAGUUGGCUUCCCUCGCCUUAUCCCGGGAACGGAGUGCUUUGCCACCAGCUAUGGAUAUCUUUCGGUCUUCGGAGGGAUCGACUGAUUCGGAUGCGCCAUUGUCGUUGUCAGGUCCAGAUGGGACGCAUGAGGUCGGUCAAUCGCAGACCAUCCAUUCUGGGGGCUCCUCGGUAUUGACAGCUUUGAUUCGCGAUCCGUCUUCAAGCGUCAAUAAAGAUCAGGGAGAAAGCACCGGGGAUGAUAAUGCUUUAGUUGAGCACGCCCAUACAAAUGGGGCAUCUGCUUCGGUUGAUGCCGGAGAAGGGGAUGCGAGCACGGAGCGGACGUCUUUGCUGGCCAAGACUCCUUCGAGACCCUUCAAAAGCUAUGGGGGAACCCGCGAUGUUGAGAGCCAAGUGCAUAUUCCGAGACAGACGCCUGGAACUGUUCAUAUCGCUAUUUUGCAGAUAUCAACAUGCUUUCAGACACUGUGCCAUCCGAAGUCGUGGGACCGCCGGACAGUUUGGCAGCAAGGCGUUGUGCAUCCGCUGAGUCUGCUGCCUUCGGUAUUUCUGGGUCUCCUGUUGAAUAUCCUCGAUGCACUCUCAUACGGAAUGAUUCUUUUCCCACUGGGCGAGCCGAUAUUCUCUCACCUAGGAUCGGAUGGUAUAUCCAUGUUUUAUGUGAGUACGAUCAUUUCCCAACUGGUCUUCUCCUGCGGAGGGUCGAUAUUCCGUGGGGGAAUCGGAAGUGAGAUGAUCGAGGUCGUCCCAUUCUUUCAUCAGAUGGCGUAUACGAUUCUGGCCAGGGUCGGGCAAGACAAUCCGAAAUCAGUUAUAGCCACAACGAUCCUAGCAUUCUCGGUCAGUUCCAUCCUCACGGGGUUGGUGUUCUUCCUGAUGGGGACGUGUAAGAUCGGUUCACUCAUUGGGUUCUUUCCCCGUCAUAUCCUCAUUGGAUGUAUUGGAGGAGUAGGCUUCUUCCUCGUUCUAACCGGCCUCGAGGUAUCAGCUCGGCUGCCUGGAUCAUUUGAGUUCAAUUCACCCACCAUGCAGAAACUUUUCCAUCUAGCCACGAUCCCCCUUUGGGUAACGCCGUUGACUCUCGCGAUUGGUCUUCUCGUCUUGAAGCGUUUCCUCAGAUCUAACUAUCUAGUCUGUGUUUAUUUCAUUGCGGUUGCCUUGUUGUUCUAUAUUGUCAAGUUCAUUGCGCAUAUACCCAUCGCUUCAUUGCGGAAUAGCGGUUGGGUCUUUGAUGCCCCUUCGUCUUCUAAUCCGUGGUACCACUUUUAUACCCUCUAUGAUUUUUCGGCCGUCAACUGGUACGCGUUUGUCGAUACCAUCCCGGCAAUGUUUGCGCUCACUUUCUUUGGAAUUCUUCAUGUUCCCAUCAAUGUGCCGGCACUGGGAAUCUCCACUGGCGAAGAUAACUUGAAUGUUGAUCGGGAGUUGAUAGCUCACGGUGUGACGAAUGCCCUCUCGGGAUUCGCUGGUAGUAUCCAGAAUUACCUCGUAUAUACCAAUAGCUUGCUCUUCAUUGACAGUGGAGGCAAUUCUCGCUUAGCCGGUGUUAUGCUUGCAGGAGCUACUACGGGCAUCAUGCUGGUAGGCCCCAUGAUUGUGGGUUAUAUCCCUGUGAUGGUUGUAGGCGCUCUGAUAUUCCUGCUGGGAAUCGAGUUGAUGGAGGAGGCUCUUGUCGAUACGUGGGGGAAGUUACACCGACACGAGUACUUGACGGUUGUCAUCAUUGUCGCGACCAUGGGUAUUUGGGAUUUUGUUGCCGGUAUUUUGGUUGGAAUAAUCCUGGCGUGCAUGAGCUUUGUCGUUCAAACGUCACGAAAGUCUGCCAUCCGCGCCACAUACUCGGGCAAAGUUGCUGGCUCUACCGUCCGUCGCCCUCCGAUCCAACACCGGUACCUGAAAGAGGCUGGACAGCAGACCCUCAUCCUCAAGCUCGGUGGAUAUCUGUUCUUCGGCACGAUUGUAGAUGUGGAGAACACGAUGCGAGGAUUGAUUGAAGACGAAGCAUUCAGUCGGCUUCCAAUCAGGUUCAUAAUUUUGGACCUGUCCCGGGUAUAUGGCAUCGACUUUUCGGCAGCCGAGGCGUUCACUCGUAUCAACCGAAUCUUGAAGAAGAGGAACGUGCGCAUGACGAUAUCUGGGCUUGAUGUGGAAGGAGAAGUUGGGAAGAGCCUUCAGAAUGUGGGACUGCUCGAGCCAGAGUUGGGCGUCCGGAUUUUUGAGGACUUGAAUUCUGCGCUGGAGUACUGCGAGAAUGAUUACCUUAAUGUUUUUUACACCCACCGAGAAGCGUUGUUAAGGAGGAGGACCAGCCCUCAGAACCUAGAGGUUCCAACAACGCAGCAGCGGCCGCAGACUGUCGAUGAGAUUUUUGGGUCUCCACGCCACCAAUACCUCCAGCGCGCAGCCACAACAACACUCAGCGAAGACGAAAGCGCGAUUCUUGUCCCGGCCGCUUGGUCUGCUAUGCGCCAACCCCUCCCUCUGCUCCUCCAAACCUUUCAAGGCUUAACCUCGCGCAACGAAGACUUCUGGUUCGCUGCAUGCCCUUAUUUCGUCCGCACAACAUACGCAGCAGGCAGCAUCCUGUUUCAAGAAGGGGAAGUCGCUGAUGCGUUCUACCUUCUUGAGGCGGGAAUGCUUCGUGCAGAGUACGAACUUCCGCAGGGACGGUACUUUGAGCUGAUUGUUGCCGGACGGCCAUGCGGCGAGCUGCCAUUCUUCAGCGAGACGCGCCGGACUGCGACGGUCAAGGCGGAGCAGGAUUGCGUGACGUGGAGCCUUGAUGCGAAGAAUUGGAGGGCGCUUAGGGAGAAGGAGCCGGAUGUUGCGCGCGAGCUGUUGACGGUUAGCUUGAAGCUGACGACGGAACGGAUGGAUAGUAUUACUUCUUAUGUUCUUACGACGGCGGCAUGA
Messenger RNA from Aspergillus mulundensis, 3174 nucleotides. Its product is annotated as sulfate transporter family protein. Gene Ontology annotation, cellular component: membrane. NCBI's taxonomy places the organism in Eukaryota, Fungi, Ascomycota, Eurotiomycetes, Eurotiales, Aspergillaceae. The transcript has 6 exons. Bases 1 to 3174 code for a protein of 1057 amino acids. The record is from RefSeq and is a predicted model, not a curated record.